GGCGGCGGGCACCGAGUCACCAGGCACAACCGUGGGCUCCGAGUCAACUGGGAUGACCGCUGGCACUGGGUCAGACAUUGGAUCGUCUGGCUGGACAGCGGUCAUCGGGUCACCAGGCAUCAGGUCAUUUGGCUCGACAGCGGGCACCGCGUCAUCUGGCAAGGCAGUGGGCUCCGAGUCAACUGGUAUGACCGCGGGCACUGGGUCAGACAUUGGAUCGUCUGGGCUGGACAGCGGGCACUGGGUCACCAGGCAUCAGGUCAUUUGGCUUGACAGCGGGCACCGCGUCAUCUGGCAAGGCAGUGGGCUCCGAGUCAACAGGCACGACCCGUGAGCACCGGGUCAUCAGGUACCGGAUUGUCUGGCUCGACAGCGGGCAUCGGGUCACCAGGCAUCAGGUCAUUUGGCUCGACAGCGGGCACCGGAUCAGGUACCGGAUCAUCUGGAUCAACAGCGGGCAUCGAGUCAACUGGCCUAAUAGGAUCGUCAGGCUGGAUCAGUUCAUCAUGCUGGGUAGAGGCAUCAGGCCAAGUAGAGGCUUCAGGCCGAGUAGAGGCUUCAGGCCGAGUAGAGGCAUCAGGCCGAGUAGAGGCAUCAG
This is a messenger RNA of Staurois parvus, 598 nucleotides long. The record is from the annotation of a GenBank genome assembly. NCBI's taxonomy places the organism in Eukaryota, Metazoa, Chordata, Amphibia, Anura, Ranidae.